Molecule: messenger RNA, 783 nt
Organism: Caenorhabditis bovis
Lineage: Eukaryota; Metazoa; Nematoda; Chromadorea; Rhabditida; Rhabditidae
Source: the annotation of a GenBank genome assembly
AUGAAGCUGUUCAACAAACUCCGCCAUCUUGUUCGUCGCUCAAGCGGCUCGUCGCACCACUCGGACACUUAUUCCGAUGCUUCCGACACCGACUCAUGCUCAUCAUCAACUGCAAGCACUACUGGCGUUUACACAGUGGUGAGUGAGAUUAGAAACCCGUCAUUGCGUCUUCGUGUUCUGCAAAAAGUUCGCGAUGAAUGGCUGCCGAGAACGUUGGUGCUUCGAUUCGACACCAAUGGUGAAUGCCACAUCUACAUCAUUGCGCAUUGCCAAUAUUCCUAUUACGAGGUCUACAACGCGUCAACCAACUUCAUUCGCGCCAUUUAUGAUGCCAAUGACAAAUAUUGCACACUCGUCCUCCAGGAAGCCAUUCUUCGAUUCAAAAUGGAGAGCAAAUUGCAAAAGCUCAAAUUGGUCGCGUAUAUUUCGGAAAAUUUGGACGUCAAGGGUUGGCAAAUGGACGGCGUUUUGACGUACGCGCCCGACGGGAAAUAUCACAAAAAGAACACCAAAGUGAUAUUAAUAGUGAGGGGCAGCAUGCUUCUGAUCAUCGAUCGCGCCUCGCUGGAGAUCAUUCGCCGAGAGUCUCUACCCCAUAUUGGUGUGAUGUCAUGCGAUUUUCAAACAUCGCUACUUUAUUACACCAAUCUUCGCCAAACCGAAAUCCCGAUCAACAACCAGAAUUACGUGGCCGUCUCGAUUCCCAACAUUCAUCUGUUUUGGGAGUUUAUGACGAAUCAUCGACUUCAACAUUGUCAACGAUUCAAGUUUCUUCGAGCCUAG